This is a messenger RNA of Poecilia latipinna (sailfin molly), 900 nucleotides long. RefSeq lists its product as uncharacterized. NCBI's taxonomy places the organism in Eukaryota, Metazoa, Chordata, Actinopteri, Cyprinodontiformes, Poeciliidae. The record is from RefSeq and is a predicted model, not a curated record. Bases 1 to 747 code for a protein of 248 amino acids. The transcript has 7 exons.
AUGAACAGGUUGAAUCUCAGUAUUUUCUUGACUGAGACGUUAGUGUUUAAUCUGCGUGUCGCUGUGUUUGUAGCGGAGCUGCAGCAGCAGGUGAGUCAGAGCAGCAGGCAGAGAGAGGAGAUCAUCCGUCUGAAGCAGGAGCUGCAGCUGCUCCACACGGAUCUGGCCCUGACUGGAGAGGGUGAGAGCUGGAAGGACGAGCUGCUGGAGCUGUCUCGCUCCAAGCAGGAGCGCAUCAUGUCGGAGCUGCUCUGCCUGCAGCAGGUGUGUGAGAACCAGAGGAGUGACCUGCAGCUGCUGCGGCUGAACCAAGAAAGCACGCAGAGAGCUCAGAGGGAAACACACCUUCAGCGAUUACCUAGCAGGCAGGACGAAUCGGCCUGUAACUAUGCCGACAUUCAGUCCCUGAAGAACCUGAGACCUGAUCUUGAAGCCUCACCAGUAGCUGGUGUUCACGACUCCGACAGCAAACCUGAAGGCUUUCCAGCAAACAUGACGGAUGUUGCCGAUCAGCUGUCGGCAUGUUCUCUACAGCAGCCGCUGGGCAUCUCCAGGUUGCUUCCAGGAGCUCCUGAAAGCACCAGCAGCUUGAGACGUCACGCCUCCACAGGUUGUAAUUCCAACUGUGAGACCGCUCAGCCACACACAGCCCACCACCACCCGAACACCACCAUACCCAAGGCGAGUGACGCUCCACCCAAAGCCUGCCUGAAGCACAAUGUCAGCCAGCGAGACGGCCGGGUUUGACCAAAGACUGGGUUUCCUCUAUAAAUCAUGAACUUUCAACUUCUGCAAUCAGAGCAGCGAAUAAAACACAGUGUUAUUGUUUCUGAUAAAGAACAGACUCUGUUUUUACCUCAGGAAAAAAUAAAUUAAAUGGCCUCAAUGUUUUUUAUCUUA